GUUGGGGCCAAACUGCGUUCGACGAAGAAAUUAGUAACGUUCUUUUAGAAGUAGCUGUUCCAGUUUGGGACCAUGAAGAAUGUGUUCUAGCUUUUUCGCAACCAAUUUUUCGUACUAAUAUAUGCGCUGCUGAAUACGAAGGCGGGAAAGAUUCGUGUUUGGGCGAUUCUGGUGGUCCGUUGUUAAUGCAAAGAUCAGAUGGAAGGUGGACAAAUAUUGGAGUAGUAUCAUGGGGAAUAAAUUGUGCUCAACCAGGAUUCCCAGGAGUUUAUGCUAAAACAACUUCUUUUCUUAAGUGGAUUGCUGUCAAUACUCAGGACAUUAAUUAGGCAAUAAUAGUAAAGAAAGUGCACAUUUUAUUUUGCCCAAUAUUAUAAAAUAGUUCAUAGCUUUUAAUUUUUGAUAAUAAAAAUUAUUUCUGUAAAAAUUAAAUAACUUAAGUUUUAACAUUAAAAAAAUUAGUAAAAAAAUAAAAAAGCGUGAAGAUAUAUUUAAAUAGAUAUUAAUAAUUGUAAAAAAUUAUAAAUUGACAAAUAAAAUGAUAAAAAUUUGUACAAGUUUUG
Molecule: messenger RNA, 563 nt
Organism: Daktulosphaira vitifoliae (grape phylloxera)
Lineage: Eukaryota; Metazoa; Arthropoda; Insecta; Hemiptera; Phylloxeridae
Product: proclotting enzyme-like
Exons: 2
Biological process (GO): proteolysis
Molecular function (GO): serine-type endopeptidase activity
Source: RefSeq, a predicted model, not a curated record